AUGGCCCCUGUGCUGCUUCAAAGUAAUGGCUAUACCACAAAUAUUUGUGGCUGGCAGAUGAAACAACCUGCAGACAGCUCACUUUUAAGCAAAGCUAGUUGGUGGACAUCUGGAUCUGGAAGAUUGAACCUAGCCUCCACAUUUGCUUCAGCUCCUGAUUUUUCUAAAUAUCCCAUGAAAAAAACAUCAGUCGUCCAUGAGGGAGGUGAAGUAACUAUUGGAUGCAAACCCAAUGCCUCUCCCAAGGCUGUUAUUAAUUGGGAAAAAGGCACUGAACCUCUACAGCAAGGUAAAAGAAUCCUUAUCUUAGAAGAUAACAGUCUGAAGAUAUAUAAUAUUACCAAAGCUGAUGCAGGUGUGUACAGCUGCAUAGCGAUGAAUCAAUUUGGAGUUGCGAGAAAUUCAGGAAACCUGGUUGUGAAAGAAAAAACUGUCAUCGUUAACUCUCCUUGUGAUGUUGAUGUUAUUGUUGGAGAAAGUGUACUUCUGCCUUGCCAAGUAUCCAAAGAUCCAUCCAUUGAGGUUGUUUUCUCAUGGUCACUCAAUGGAGAUCUUAUCGAUUUUAAAAGAAGAAUGACUCAUUUUGAAAGAGCUGGCAGUGAUUCUGUAGGAGAUCUUAUGAUAAGAAAUAUUCAGCUAAAUCAUGCUGGAAAAUACAUCUGCACUGUGCAAACAUUGAUGGACACUCUGUCAGCAUCAGCAGAAAUAAUUGUAAGAGGCAUUCCUGGCCCACCAAAAGAAGUUACUAUUGAAUAUGUAUCUAGUACAACUGCAGUGCUGAAUUGGAAAUCAGGAGCAGAAAACAACAGUCCUGUCCACACCUACACAGUUCAGACAAGGACCCCUUUUUCACUUGGAUGGCAAGCCGUUUUAACAGUUCCUGAAGUCAUUAAUGGAAAGACCCACACAGCUACAGUAGUUGAUCUAAAUCCAUGGGUUGAAUAUGAGUUUCGAGUUGUAGCUGCUAACGGUAUUGGAAUUGGGGAACCAAGUACACCAUCGGAGCUACUAAGAACUAAAGCAUCUAUCCAUUCCUGAAGAACUACAAAAUGGGGAAGGAUUUGGAUACCUUAUUAUGUUUCGGCCCCUUGGCUCCUUCAGCUGGACUAAAGCAGUGGUGACUUCAGUGGAGGCAUCAAAAUAUAUCUACAGAAAUGAAAGCAUCCCAUCAUUAUUUCCCUUUGAAGUGAAAGUGGGUGUCUUUAAUCAUGAAGGAAUAGGCACACUGAGCCCAGUAUUUCUUGUGUAUUCUGGAGAGGAUGAGCCUCAGAUCGCACCAACUGGCAUUUCAGUACAAAGCUUCUCAUCUUUUGAAAUGGAAGUCUCUUGGAACCCUCUUGUAUGGACCAGACAUACUGGAAGGAUUCUUGGCUAUGAGGUCUUAUAUUGGAUGGAUGAUUCCAAAGACUCAACAACUGGGAAAAUAAGAGUCAAUGGCAAUGUAACAGCAAAAAACAUUACGAGUCUUAAGGCCAAUACCAUGUACUUUGCCACAGUGAGGGGUUACAACACAGCUGGAACUGGUCCAUCCAGUGUUCCAGUAAAUGUAACUACAAAAAAACCACCUCCAAGUCAGCAGCCAGCAAACAUAGUCUGGCGACUUACCAAUUCAAAAAUAUGCUUGAACUGGGACCAAGUGAAAACAAUGGAAAAUGAGUCCGAUGUCCUAGGCUAUAAAAUUUUGUAUAGGCAAAAUCGACAAAGCACCACUCAUAUCUUAAAGACAAACAUUACCUCCGCUGAACUGCUAGUACCUUUGGAAGAUGAUUACCUCAUUGAAAUAAAAACUGUAAGUGACGGAGGAGAUGGAAGCAGCAGUGAAGAAAUUAGAAUUCCAACCCAAUCAAGUUUAAGCUCCAAAGGAAUGCAUGUCUGCCCUUCAGUUGGUGACAUAAUUGCAAACAAAAUUAUAAUCCUGAUUUAUAUAUUCAAUUCUGCCGGAUAA
Molecule: messenger RNA, 1945 nt
Organism: Thamnophis sirtalis
Lineage: Eukaryota; Metazoa; Chordata; Lepidosauria; Squamata; Natricidae
Source: RefSeq, a predicted model, not a curated record